CGACAACCCUACGCCCACUCCUGCCUAUCGCCCAUCUCUAUUUGCCACGUUCGCUCAUGUUCAUUCACAUUUUACUUGGAGUCGCAGACACCCAAGUUAUCAAACUGGAUUUGGUCAAAGGAGAGUAAACUAGGCCGGAUUUUUUGGAUUUUACAGUACCUGUACUGUAAACGACUUGGAACGAAAAAGGACUCUUCUCUUUUUUUAAGUAAUGCAAGCAGCAGCAGUGAUGGAGGAAACUAACAACGCAACUACCAUCGAGCAGCAGCCCAUCGCCCUCAUCAAUGGCCAAGAGCAGGUGUCCAACGAGCAGCAACCAUCAUCGCCCACUUCGGUGGCCACGCCCACUAGCACCACUAGCGGCGGCACUGGCAAUGCCACGCCCGCCUUCAGCUACGACGACCUGUUCCCGGCUCUGCCGGCCAACACCUCGGCGCCGUCGCAAUCCGGAGCUUCCAGCUCGACGCUAGCCCGUGUGACGAGCUCCCAGAAAACGCAGGUUUUGCAUGUACCCUGCGAGGAGCGCAAGUCCACGGAGUCCGAGAAGUUCGGCGAGGGCGAAUCGAAGCGGAUUUGCCAGCAGAUCACCAAGGAGACGGGAGCCCAGAUCGAGAUUGUGAGCGGCAAGAACCAAUCGCUGACCUUCCUGAUCAAGGGCAAGCAGAGCGAGCUGCUCGACGCUCGUCGCAAGAUCCUGAUGGGCUUCUCGACGCAGGCCAGUCGCCAGGUGACCGUUCCCCGGGAGCACUACCGCGUCAUCCUCGGCAAGGGUGGCCAGCGGUUGCGCGAGCUCGAGCGCGUCACCUCCACGCGCAUCAACAUCCCCAGCCAGGGCGACGAGAGCGAGUUCAUCACCAUUGCCGGCACCAAGGAGGGUAUCGCUCAGGCCGAGCAGGAGAUCCGCCAGCUGUCCGCCGAGCAGUACAAGAAGUCGUCGGACCGCACCACGGUGCCCAAGAUCUAUCAUCCCUUCAUCGUGGGUCCCUACAGCGAGAACCUCAACAAGCUGCAGGAGGAGACUGGCGCCAAGAUCAACGUGCCGCCGCAGCAGGUGCAGAAGGAUGAGAUCAUCAUCUCGGGCGAGAAGGACGCCGUCGCGGCGGCCAAGGCCAAGGUGGAGGCCAUCUUCAAGGAGAUGGAGAAGAAGUGCUCCACCGUUAGUGUGGAGGUGGCCAAGCCGCAGCAUCGCUACGUCAUCGGCCCCAAGGGCUCCACCAUCGCCGAGAUCCUGCAGUUGACCGGUGUGUCCGUGGAGAUGCCGCCCAACGACUCCACCUGUGAGACGAUUACGCUGCGUGGCCCGCAGGUGGCUUUGGGAAAUGCCCUGACCGUUGUCUAUCAGAAGGCCAACUCGGUCAAGUCGGUGGAGAUCAAUGCCCCGCACUGGAUCCACAAGUACGUGAUCGGUCGCAAGGGUGCCAACAUGAAGCAGCUGGAGGAGGACUGCCCCAAUGUGAACGUGAACUGCCUGGAGGACAAGAUCAAGCUGGAGGGCGAUCCCGAGAACGUGGACAGGGCUGUCUCCUAUCUGACCGAGAUCAUCAGCAACUACGAGGAGAACUUCACGUUCGAGGUGAUGACUGUUAAUCCCUCGUACUACAAGCAUAUCAUCGGCAAGGCUGGCGCCAACGUGAACCGCCUGAAGGAUGAGCUGAAGGUUAACAUCAACAUCGAGGAGCGCGAGGGCCAGAACAACAUUCGCAUCGAGGGACCCAAGGAGGGUGUGCGGCAGGCGCAGCUUGAGUUACAAGAAAAAAUCGACAAACUGGAAAACGAAAAAUCGAAGGAUGUGAUCAUUGACCGCCGUCUGCAUCGUUCCAUCAUCGGAGCCAAGGGCGAGAAGAUUCGCGAGGUGAAGGAUCGCUACCGCCAGGUGACGAUCACGAUACCCACGCCCCAGGAGAACACCGACAUCGUGAAGCUGCGCGGCCCCAAGGAGGAUGUGGACAAGUGCCACAAGGAUCUGCUCAAGCUGGUCAAGGAGAUCCAGGAAUCGUCGCACAUCAUCGAGGUGCCCAUCUUCAAGCAGUUCCACAAGUUCGUCAUCGGCAAGGGUGGCGCCAACAUCAAGAAGAUCCGCGACGAGACGCAGACCAAGAUCGAUCUGCCCGCGGAGGGUGAUACCAACGAGGUGAUCGUCAUCACCGGCAAGAAGGAGAACGUGCUGGAGGCCAAGGAGCGCAUCCAGAAGAUCCAGAACGAGCUCUCCGACAUUGUCACCGAGGAGGUGCAGAUCCCGCCCAAGUACUACAACUCGAUCAUCGGCACCGGUGGCAAGCUUAUCUCGUCCAUUAUGGAGGAGUGCGGUGGCGUAUCCAUCAAGUUCCCCAAUAGCGACUCCAAGAGCGAUAAGGUAACUAUUCGCGGUCCCAAGGACGAUGUGGAGAAGGCCAAGGGUCAACUGUUGGAGCUGGCCAACGAGCGGCAGCUGGCUUCUUUCACCGCCGAGGUGCGCGCCAAGCAGCAGCACCACAAGUUCCUGAUCGGUAAGAAUGGCGCCUCUAUCCGCAAGAUCCGCGAUGCCACUGGUGCGCGCAUCAUCUUCCCCUCGAACGAGGACACCGACAAGGAGGUGAUCACCAUCAUUGGCAAGGAGGACAGUGUGAAGAAGGCCCGCGAGCAGCUAGAGGCGAUCAUCAAGGAGUGCGACGAAGUUACCGAGGGUGAGGUGGAGGUCGAUCCCAAGCACCACAAGCACUUUGUGGCCAAGCGCGGCUUCAUCCUGCACCGCAUUUCCGAGGAAUGCGGCGGCGUGAUGAUCUCCUUCCCCCGCGCCGGCACCAAUUCCGAUAAGGUGACGAUCAAGGGCGCCAAGGACUGCAUCGAGGCGGCCCGUCAGCGCAUCGAGGAGAUCGUCGCCGAUCUGGAGGCGCAGACCACCAUCGAGGUGGUGAUUCCUCAGCGUCAGCACCGCACCAUUAUGGGCGCCCGCGGCUUCAAGGUUCAGCAGGUGACCUCCGAGUUCGAUGUGCAGAUCAAGUUCCCCGAUCGCGAUGCCACCGAGCCCGUUGAGGGUCUGACCAACGGAGGCGGUAGCGGCGAGAAUGGCGGCGACGAAGGCCAGGAGGGCGGCGAGCAGGAGGCGGAGACCGUGGAGCCGGUGCGUCAGUGCGAUGUUAUCCGCAUCACGGGCAGGAUUGAGAAGUGCGAGGCCGCCAAGCAGGCUCUGCUCGAUCUCAUCCCCAUCGAGGAGGAGCUGACGGUGCCUUUCGACCUUCACCGCACCAUCAUUGGGCCGCGCGGUGCCAAUGUGCGCCAGUUCAUGUCCAAGCACGAUGUGCACGUGGAGCUGCCGCCCAGUGAGCUGAAGUCGGAUGUGAUCAAGGUCUCCGGCACGCCGGCUCGCGUGGCUGAGGCCCGCGAGGCGCUGGAGAAGAUGAUCGAGGACUAUGAGGCUGAUCGGGCCGAUCGCGAGCUGCGCUCCUUUGUGCUCCAGGUGGACGUGGACACGGAGUACCACUCGAAGCUCAUUGGUCGUCAUGGCGCUGUGAUUAACAAGCUGCGUGCCGAUCACGACGUCAACAUUUCGCUGCCCAAGCGGGACGAUCCCAAUCAGCGCAUCAUCUCUAUUACCGGCUACCAGGCCAAGACGGAGGCGGCGCGCGAUGCCAUCCUGGAGAUUGUGGGCGACCUCCAGACCCUUCAUCGCGAGGUCAUCGAGAUCGAUACACGCAUCCACUCGCACAUCAUUGGCCACCGCGGACGCACCAUUCGCAAGGUCAUCGAGGACUACAAGGUGGACAUCAAGUUCCCAUCUUCCGACGAAGCUCAAAGCAACCCCAAUGCCGUGACCAUCAUUGGCAAGGAGGAGGACGUUGAGAACGCCAAGGAGGUGCUGCUCAGCAUGGCCGAGGACUACGAGCGUGACUACUUGGAGAACUUGCCGCCAUCGCCGCAGCCGCAGACGGUCGGUGCCUUCCUUUCUGGAUCGGGAUCUGGAUCCGGCGCUGGAGGUGCCAGCGAGAACGGCUUUGUCAUUAAGGACGCGCCGUGGGAGAAGCAGAAGCAGGCCAAGAACCUGACUGCGCCCAACACUCAGUCGCAGGAGGACUUCCCGCACUUCGCUGCUGGCGGGGCUCCGGUGGCCACCACGCCCAUCACUUCCGUGUGGGGCCCCAAAAACUAAGUGCAUCGGGCCGAGUGUCCCGAUCGCCAGCAGUAGCAGCAAUACAACUACACGUCGGGGUGCGCCGGGGAUCGGAUCUGGAGAUGGAGAUGGAUGUGGAUGUGGAGAUGGACCAGGAGCUGGAACUGGAUUAUAUCGGGCAGAGCAGCGGCAGUCGUGCGGACGUCUCUUUAGUCGAAAACUAGUGUCAAAAAUAACGGUAUAGGUUGUCUCCCAGGAGCUUUUCUACAACGCAAUUUGUGCAGGUUAAUUGAAAACAUGAAUGACAAAACAAGAAACUAUUUUUGUAUGAUUUGAUACAGGAUCAAUCAAAGAAACACAAAAACCCCCUACAUAUAU
Molecule: messenger RNA, 4465 nt
Organism: Drosophila takahashii
Lineage: Eukaryota; Metazoa; Arthropoda; Insecta; Diptera; Drosophilidae
Gene: Dp1
Product: satellite-binding protein 1 Dp1
Cellular component (GO): cytoplasm; nucleus
Molecular function (GO): mRNA binding
Source: RefSeq, a predicted model, not a curated record